AUGAGUGUGGUCUCUGACAGAGUGGUGAGCCUUAUGUUCAUUGUGUCAUCGGAAUCGGUGAGUGGUGUGAGUGAGAGGUUGAUGUGUAUGUGUGCGGAGGUUCAGGACUCGAUGCCAGAGAACUACUGCAGGGCUUUUCCCUUCGCUUCUUGUGCUCUGAUGUUAAGGCAAAAAACAACCGAAAAAACAGAGCCAAUAGAUCAUAAACGUCUCCACAAGUCCUAUACGUCGACAUACCUACCGGUGCUUAGGGAGGAAAGCGGUGAAUAA
This is a messenger RNA of Medioppia subpectinata, 270 nucleotides long. NCBI's taxonomy places the organism in Eukaryota, Metazoa, Arthropoda, Arachnida, Sarcoptiformes, Oppiidae. The record is from the annotation of a GenBank genome assembly.